This is a messenger RNA of Paralichthys olivaceus (Japanese flounder), 1514 nucleotides long. RefSeq names its product ADP-ribosylation factor-like 4Ca (gene arl4ca). Lineage: Eukaryota; Metazoa; Chordata; Actinopteri; Pleuronectiformes; Paralichthyidae. The record is from RefSeq and is a predicted model, not a curated record. Gene Ontology annotation, cellular component: plasma membrane; cytoplasm. Gene Ontology annotation, biological process: intracellular protein transport; endocytic recycling. Gene Ontology annotation, molecular function: GTP binding; GTPase activity.
CAGGCUUUCCCCAGCUCAGGAUGCUCAGUGCGCAGAGGAAACACUGCAGACAUCAUGGAUGGAUACUUUUCAAAAUAAGAUCCUCCUCCAUGCCAUCGGUUUGUGUCUGACCUGAAACGGACGAUGCUUUUAUUUGUGAGGCACGUGUUUUUUUGCCGGAACCCACAUUUGGCACGUUCAUGCGUAACUUGAUGCAUCUUUACAUGACAACGUUUAGAGGCUGGUCCACGCGUCGCACGCUGGUCACACACUGUCACUUGAGUGUGUGUGUAUUUUACUGCAUGAGCUGCUACGCACUUGGACACAUCCAGAGACAUGAUGUGACAUUCAGCCGCGCGUAAUUUACGCAUUUGGAGAGCGGUGCGCACUGUAAACGCGCCGUUGUGUCUCGGUGAUCUGGCUGUUUUGUUGGACGCCUGAUGCUGUUGGGGUGAGUCCAGGGAUGCUGCGGCUUGUCUGGCUGCCGGAGUGCCGCCGCGCAACGUGGGGCUGCGCCCUCCACAGCUGCUGAACGGCGGAGGCGCGCGGAUCGUUUUGCUGCGAACAUGAUUUGACUCAUCAUCAGGGGAAUCACCCGCCAUGCAUCACUCAGGGGACAUCUGAGCGUCUCCUGCGGUGGUAUCGCUCGCUGCUGGGGCUGUGGGGGUGCAUGUUCUUCCUCUCUCCCAGCCUGCAAGAUGGGGAACAGUUUCUCCAAUUUGGCUGCCUUCCAGUCCCUGCACAUAGUCAUGCUCGGGCUGGACUCCGCAGGUAAAACCACUGUGCUGUACCGGCUGAAAUUCAACGAGUUCGUCAACACGGUGCCCACCAUCGGCUUCAACACGGAGAGGAUCCGGCUGGGGGGCGCGGGGGCCUCCAGGGGCAUCAGCUGCCACUUCUGGGACGUCGGGGGCCAGGAGAAGCUGCGGCCCCUGUGGAAGCCCUACAGCCGCUGCACGGACGGCAUCGUGUACGUGGUGGACUCCGUAGACGCCGAGAGGCUGGAGGAGGCCCGGACUGAGCUGCACAAGAUCACCCGGUUCUCGGAGAACCAGGGGACCCCGCUGCUGGUCAUCGCCAACAAGCAGGACCUGCCCCGGGCGCUGGAUGUCGGGGAGAUCGAGAGGCAGCUGGCCCUGGCCGAGCUGAGCCCCUCCACCCCGUACCACGUCCAGCCGGCCUGCGCCAUCAUAGGAGAGGGUCUGGAUGAGGGCAUGGACAAACUGUAUGAGAUGAUAGUGAAGAGGAGGAAGUCACUGAAGCAGAAGAAGAAGAGGCAGUGAUGGCACGUUGGAUGAUUGAUAGAGGGGGGAUCUAAUUAAUCCUUACUAUUGAAAUAUUAUAGGAUGGAUUCUAGUCAUAUUUUUAAAGUGAUAGAAUACGUAGCAGAUAAAAAAAACACCUUGAAGCAUAAAUAUCAUUAUUAUGACUUGCAGAAACAGUUCAAGUCUCCAUGUAUGAUGGAAAACAUAAAUAUAUAGUGAUGCCACAUGAGCAGUAUGAACUCAUCCACAUGCUCAGAGGGGCACAGCUUA